Batrachochytrium dendrobatidis JAM81 is the source of this 3948-nucleotide messenger RNA. RefSeq lists its product as uncharacterized. Gene Ontology annotation, molecular function: saccharopine dehydrogenase activity. Lineage: Eukaryota; Fungi; Chytridiomycota; Chytridiomycetes; Rhizophydiales. The record is from RefSeq and is a predicted model, not a curated record. The transcript is spliced from 6 exons. Bases 1 to 2763 code for a protein of 920 amino acids. Gene Ontology annotation, cellular component: cytoplasm.
AUGCUGUCGUCUUUGGUUUCUGCUUCUUUGCUACGCACUCGAUCUGUUGUGCAUUCAACUGCGUUUUUACGCUCAAGUCACCACAGUGCUUCUGCUACUUGUCUUUCUAUCGGAAUUCGUCGUGAAGGAAAGAACAGAUGGGAGCGACGAGUACCGCUGAUGCCUGAGCAAGUGUUGCAUCUGACUAAAGAUAUUGGUGCAAAAGUCUAUCUGCAACCUAGCACCAAGCGAGUUAUUUCUGAUGAUAAAUACAGAGAGGCUGGUGCCAUUGUUCAAGAUGAUCUAUCCAAAGCCGACAUCAUUCUUGGUGUCAAAGAGGUUCCCAUUGCCCAACUCAUUCCUAAAAAGACGUACAUUUACUUUUCCCAUACACACAAGGCUCAGAAAUACAACAUGCCGAUGCUCAGAAGCGUCCUUGAAAAAAAGAUCCGUUUGGUGGAUUAUGAACUCAUGACCAACGAACAAGGCGCUCGUCUUGUCCAAUUUAGUCGCUUCGCUGGCUAUGCUGGAAUGAUUGAUACUCUCUACGCUGUUGGUCAUCGUCUUCUUGGUCUUGGAUUCGGCACUCCAUUUUUGAGUAUGGGCAUGUCGUAUCAGUAUAGAUCUCUUGAAGAUGGUCGCAAGGACGUGGCUGAUACUGGCGCUGCCAUCAAAAAUCUGGGUCUUCCAAAGCAACUUGGACCCAUGGUGUUUGCCUUUAUUGGCGACGGAAAUGUUGUUCAAGGAGCUCUCCAUGUGUUUGAAAAGCUUCCACAUGAAUGGGUUUCUGCAAACGAUCUUGCCAAUCUUGCUACAUCCACAGAUUUUGAUACAAACAAGGUUUAUGCUUGCAAGAUUCUUCCAGAAGACUAUUUGGUUCGCAAGGAUGGUGGAAAGUUUGUGCGCAAAGAUUAUUUUGAGCACCCCGAUGACUUUAAAUCUAUAUUUCACGAAAAAAUUGCACCCCACGUUAGUGUCAUUGUCAAUGGAAUGUUUUGGACAGAGAAAUAUCCUCGACUGAUGACUAUCGAUCAAACUGAGCAGUUGGCUGUUGAAAAUAACUUGCGUCUACUUACUCUGGCCGAUAUUUCUUGUGACAUCAAUGGUCCAUUUGAAUUCAUGAGUGAAGCUUCCACCAUUGACGCUCCUACCUUUAUGUAUGAUCCAAUCAGCAAGUCCACCCAUCACAAUGCCGAGGGCCGUGGAAUCCAAAUCAUGUCCAUUGAUAAUCUUCCUACCGAGCUGCCUUUGGAAUCCAGUGAAUACUUUAGCAAGUCACUUAUCCCUUUUGUUUCGGAAUUGGCCAAAGGUAACACUGAGCACCCAGUAAUUCAGCGCGCUUCAAUUACUACUUUGAAUGGUGAUCUCGUUGAUCGUCACCAACAUCUUUUAAAUCAUCUUCCUGAACAUGGCCAUACUGGUUCUGUCAAAAUUUCUGGCACCAAGCGUGUUCUUUUACUUGGAUCUGGAUUUGUUGCUGGCCCACUUGUGGACUACUUAUUGCGUACUCCUGGAACACAUGUGACUAUUGCCAGCAAUUCCAAAAGCGAAGCUACAAGACUUGCCGAUGGUCGUAGUGCAACAACAGUUGUUCCACUGAAUGUUUCUGAUCAGACUGAGCUUUCUAGUUUAGUGGAUGCUCACGAUGUUGUUGUCAGUUUUGUUCCAGCCACCCUCCAUCCCAUUAUUGCUGAGCAGUGUUUGCGACACAAAAAACAUCUAGUCACUGCCAGCUAUAUCUCACCAGCCAUGAAAGCGUUUGACCAACGUGCAAAGGAUGCAGGUCUUGCAUUUGUCAAUGAAGUGGGUCUUGAUCCUGGAAUUGAUCAUCUUACUGCUUGCCAGCUUUUUAAUCAAGUGAAAUCUGCUGGUGGCCGGAUCACCUCGUUCGUGUCAUGGUGCGGUGGUCUUCCAGCCCCAGAAGCCUCCAACAAUCCUCUUGGCUACAAAUUCAGCUGGAGUCCAAAGGGAGUUCUUCUUGCAGGGCUUAAUUCAGCCAAAUUCAAGAUGGACGGCAAGGUGCACAACAUUCCUGGAUCAGAGUUGAUGAAGAAUGUUUUUAAUGUACCCAUUUUCAAGGGCUUUGCAUUUGAAGGAGUUGCCAAUCGCGACUCGCUGGUUUAUACUGAUUUAUACAAUCUGGGUGAUUUGGAAGAUCUAGACUCAAUGUUUAGAGGUACUUUGAGAUACAAGGGAUAUGCAGAGAUCAUGGGUGCGUUUAACCAGCUAGGACUUUUGGAUACAACCUUACGGCCUGAGCUUUCUACUGGUAUUUCCUGGGGAGAGUUACUGAAACAGUUGGUUGGAUCGAAUAUUGAAACUGAUCUGGCAAAAAAACUUGCACUCAAUCCAUCCAACCCAAUGGAGGCUGCCAAGCUUGAUCGUGUUGUUGCUGCACUAAAAUGGCUUGGAAUCACCUCGGAAACUCAAGGUGCAGAAAAGGGCGAUUCCAUUCUCGACAGCUUAUGUGCUCUUCUUCAGCGCAAGCUAGUUUAUACUCCAGGCGAACGUGAUAUGGUCGCCAUGCACCACGUAUUUGGUAUCCAGCACGGAAAUGGCAAAAAGGAAACUCGAACAUCUACCAUGAUUGCGUAUGGUGAAACCAAUGGGUACUCUGCCAUGGCCAAGACUGUUGGCUUGCCUGCUGCUAUUGCCACUGAAAUGAUUCUUGAUGGAUCGCUUAAACGCCGUGGCGUGAUUGCACCCAUGUCUUUAGACAUAUACGAGCCUAUGCUAAAGAAGCUUGAACGCGAAGGUGUGAGAUUCACAGAACAAACUUUGUAAUGUUAAAUGGGAUCCUGAGCCAAUGGAAAAUGCAUAUUGUUUUGGUUUAAAGUGAUAUCAAUACAUUCUUUUAGUUGAAACACAUUUUUUUUGGCCAUUACUAAACAUGACUCAAUUCACAACGUGAACAUACAUAAAAAUGAAGGUCUUGUAUUCGUAAAAAGAAUCUUUGAUCAAACUAUUCUAACAACUACUCGACAAACCAUACCGCCGCGUCACAGGACCUUAUGCUGACGAACAUACUCUUCAGUCUCGAUAAAUGACUCUAAAUCUCCAAUAUCCAAUCUUCCAGAAAUCCGAAAAGCAAAAGUUGGAUGCUGAUAAAUCAACCAUCCAAUGAACUUGCCACUCGCAUCAAUACGAUCCAACAGCGUCCCUUUUGUGAUGGCUUUCACAGUAUCUGAUUGGAAUACCUUGGCCGCAUCAUCAAAGAAAGUUGGAAGGAGAGCUAAAGCAGGCUGAGAGAGAAAAUACAAGCAAGGGCAAGCCAAUCUUGACUUGGUUUCGGACGGAUGAGGUUUUUCAAUAAACCCAGUCACUCGCAAGGAGUGUGAAGAGCCUUGAUCAACGCAUUCAGGUUUGACCACCUCAAGUAUACCUGUUUUGAGAGUUUCUGAUUCAUGGGCGACCGGAUAGCACAUUACCAUGGAAGCGGGUAAUCCGCGCAUUCCAGCUUGAACAAAGUCGUCAAAGUUGAAGUCAGCCAGUGGAAGAGUAUCUCCUGCAAUAACCACCAAAGGCUUUGAUCCCAACUGCAGUUUCUCGACAGCCAAAGCUAUAUCUUUCACUGCACCCAGUCGAGUUUCAUUGCUCACUGUACCAUCGUUGAUAAUAUGUGCAAGAGGCAGUCCUCGAUCCAAAGCCCAUUGAUGAAAUUGGGGAUAAAAGUGGUCAUUGCAUACGAUGUAGACGUUGGAUGGUGGCGGUCUAUUUUGUGCAUGGAGUGUUGCAUAGGGUAUAGAUGAUGAAUGCGACUGUAGUUUAUGUAUCCAGUGAUCGAGGACAGGAACGUUCGUGACUGGCAAGAGUGCUUUUGGAGUAUCUAACAAGUGGACAUACUGACUCGAUGGAAGAUGGUUUUGAAUAUCUCUUGCAAGCCUGGUUCCGUAUCCAGCUGCUAAAAACAGGAUAUUGAACGGAUAGUCUGUCAUUAAAAGUGCCCUUUAUACACUCGCAGUACUAUCG